CGUUACCCCUUCAUUGCAGCUGAGCUCAGCUCACACACAAUAUUGCCCCAAAUCGCCCUCCAUUAAAUUCCCCCAAUUCACCACCAAACAAACCAACCUCCGCCACAAUGCACGCCAAGACAGACUCCGAGGUGACCAGCCUCGCGCCGUCGUCCCCCACCAGAUCCCCAGGCCGCCGCCCCGUCUACUACGUCCAGAGCCCCUCGCGCGACUCCCACGAUGGAGAAAAGACCGCCACGUCUUUUCAGUCCACCCCUGUCAUCAGCCCCUCCGGCUCCCCUCCCCACUCCCACUCCUCCGUCGGCCGCCACUCCCGCGAGUCCUCCUCCACACGGUUCUCCGGGUCACUCAAACCCGGAUCCCGAAAGAUCAACCCCAAUGACGGGUCCCGCCACCACCGGAAAGGUCAGAAGCCGUGGAAGGAGCAAGCCGUCAUUGAAGAAGAAGGCCUUCUGGAGGGAGAAGAGCGAUCCAAAGGCUUCCCGCGGCGGUGCUACUUCCCGGCUUUCGUUCUCGGCUUCUUCCUCCUCUUCACCAUGUUCGCUCUGAUUCUCUGGGGCGCCAGUAAGCCCAUGAAGCCCAAGAUCACCAUGAAGAGCGUGACGUUCGAACAGUUCAAAAUUCAAGCGGGUUCGGAUUCCACCGGCGUCUCCACUGAUAUGAUCUCAGUCAAUUCCACAGUCAAGUUCACAUUUCGCAACACCGGCACGUUCUUCGGAAUGCACGUAAUGUCGAAGACUCUAGAUCUAUCAUACUCCCAAAUCACAAUCGCCUCCGGAACUAUUAACAAGUUUUAUCAGUCGAGGAAGAGCCAGAGAUCGAUCAGCGUUCAGUUAUUCGGCGAUAAAAUCCCGCUGUACGGGAGCGGCGCAAGCAUAAACAGCGCGACGGGGACGACGGCGCUGCCGGUGCCGCUGCAGCUGAACUUCGUGAUCCGAUCGACAGCCUACGUUUUGGGGAAAUUGGUGAAGCCGAAAUUCAACCGGCGGGUUUAUUGUUCUGUAACUUUCGAUCCCAAAAAGCUCAACGUUCCGAUCAAGCUCAACAACUGCACCACUGGUUGAUCGACAGAGACGAGGAAGCACACGAAAUUACAAAUUUGUAUUCUUUUUCUUUGUUUUCGUUGAAGAGAAAAAGUGGCGGACAACUCAGCGGGCAGACUUUUGGAGUUCGGGCAGAGAGUGAGGGUAGAAAAUGACGCGGUUUUGGGACUUUUUGGGUGCCGGAGAUGAGUGUUGAUUUACAGGUUGUAUUACUACUUACUAUAUUCACACCUUCUCUCUUGUUUAUUUAUUCUAUUUUUUUUCUUUUUAUUGUAAUUGUAAAAGUACGAAAUUAUUUAUUUAUGUAUAAUCUCAAUAAUGCAAUGCAAUUCCAUUCGUAAUUA
Pyrus x bretschneideri (Chinese white pear) is the source of this 1387-nucleotide messenger RNA. RefSeq lists its product as uncharacterized. The record is from RefSeq and is a predicted model, not a curated record. The coding region runs from base 108 to 1064 and encodes 318 amino acids. The transcript has 3 exons. Lineage: Eukaryota; Viridiplantae; Streptophyta; Magnoliopsida; Rosales; Rosaceae.